Messenger RNA from Eufriesea mexicana, 883 nucleotides. RefSeq names its product estradiol 17-beta-dehydrogenase 8. The transcript is spliced from 4 exons. Gene Ontology annotation, biological process: fatty acid biosynthetic process. Gene Ontology annotation, molecular function: oxidoreductase activity, acting on the CH-OH group of donors, NAD or NADP as acceptor; quinone binding. Bases 143 to 883 code for a protein of 246 amino acids. NCBI's taxonomy places the organism in Eukaryota, Metazoa, Arthropoda, Insecta, Hymenoptera, Apidae. The record is from RefSeq and is a predicted model, not a curated record.
UAAUUGAUGCAUUCAAUAUUUUCUACUUAUUUCGCUAUAGUUCUCAGUUGCUUAUAUGGAUGAAGUCAUUAAUCUUUUAUAAUUUACACUUGUAAUUUAUCUAUUUGUCUUUGUUCUAAGUUUUUCCGAAUAAGAAAUAAGGAUGAUAGCGGACAAAGUAGCACUUGUAACAGGUGCUGGAAGUGGUAUAGGUAGAGCAGUAUGUCGUCUUUUAGCCAGACAGGGAGCCAAGGUUAUUGCUACGGAUCGGGAUUUAAAAAUUGCUAAAGAAACUAUUACAUCGUUAAAUGAUUCCAAACAUUUAGCAUUAAAUAUGGAUGUCUCAGAUGAGCAAAGUAUCAAAGAAGCAUUUAAAAAUACAAUAAAUAAAUAUUCAACUCCACCCACUAUUAUAGUUAAUAAUGCAGGUAUCACACGUGAUCAGUUUAUUUUAAAACUUACGAAGAAAGAUUUUGAUGAAGUACUUGAUACAAAUCUGAAAGGGACAUUUUAUGUGAUGCAAACAGCAGUAAAAGAAAUGAUUAAUGCCAAUGUAAGUGUAGGUAGUUCAAUUGUUAAUGUAAGUUCUAUCAUUGGAAAAACAGGAAACAUGGGUCAAGCUAAUUAUGCUGCAUCAAAAGCUGGAGUAAUAGCUCUUACACAAACUGCUGCUUUAGAAUUUGGACAAUUUGGAGUUCGUGUAAAUGUGGUACUACCAGGUUUUAUAGAAACUACCAUGACAGAAACUGUUCCUGAUAACGUAAAGCAGUUGUUUAUAAAAAAGAUAAUACUUCGUAGAAUGGGAAAACCAGAAGAAGUGGCAGAAAUUAUCACAUUUUUAGCAUCCUGCAAGAGUUCUUAUGUUACUGGCACAUCUAUUGACGUUACAGGGGGAAUGCAUUAA